AUGCUCGCUGGAGAGCAUGUGUGCUCCUACCACAUCGGCAUUGUCUUGUUCGUUACAGCUGCAGGUGGACCAGGACCGUGUGAGUAUCGUCCGUCGCUCUGUGCCAGAAGUAUUCAAUAUCCUGCUAGCUGCGACCGUUUUGCAAUCGUCAAAUGGUUUCAAACGCUCCUUAUCGUCAUCCCUGCCGAGACUGUGCUCGUCUUUCGGAUGCACGCUCUGACUGGACGGAAUAUAUUCAUCAUGGCGUUCCUGGUUAGCACGAUGAUAGUCCAGUGCUGUGUGGUGUUCUAUGCCAUGUCGCGGCCGGGAAAAAAUCGCGCCCUUGAAACACCAGACCAUCUCGCGGACGCAUACCAUAUAUGUAUUCUUUUCUCCGAACCCAAGAUGGACACGGCCUACCUUGGAGUCUCCAUCCUCUUCGACUUUACGGUCUUCUUCUUGACCAUCCUUCGUACCAUUAAUUUUCGGACGAAGAAGUUACCCAAGACCACCUUGCUCCAGACGAUACUUCGCGAUGGGGCAUUUUAUUUUGCCGUCAUCCUUUCUGGGAACAUCGUCUGGAUGGUCUGCGCUCUUGCGGGUCGGCGCGGGAUAAAACUGAUAAACGCGCAGCCUAGCAUGAUUCUCACAUCCAUCAUGAUAACGCGUCUCACCCUCUCCCUGCGGAGUGCCGGUCAUUUCAGUGGAACUGCCCUCCAAUACGAGUGGCCGAAGGAGCUGGUGACUACUGCCACUACCGAAGAGGUGGAACUUGGUGAACGACAGGUCGGGAAUAUGCGCGGCUCAAACGAGCUGGGGAUGAGUGUCGUGCGACCGUUCAGCAUGCAGGCGAAUACAUAUCGAAUACAGUGA
Molecule: messenger RNA, 852 nt
Organism: Cyclocybe aegerita
Lineage: Eukaryota; Fungi; Basidiomycota; Agaricomycetes; Agaricales; Hemipholiotaceae
Source: the annotation of a GenBank genome assembly